Messenger RNA from Bacillus rossius redtenbacheri, 1478 nucleotides. RefSeq lists its product as uncharacterized. The record is from RefSeq and is a predicted model, not a curated record. The transcript has 5 exons. NCBI's taxonomy places the organism in Eukaryota, Metazoa, Arthropoda, Insecta, Phasmatodea, Bacillidae. The coding region runs from base 74 to 922 and encodes 282 amino acids.
GUCGCUUGCCUGCGGCCUCCAGUGCCCCGGGAGCUUCACCCGAGUGUGACACCGACGUAUCGCCACGAAAACCAUGUGGGCACGGCUGGUAGUGGCGCUGGUGGCGGUAUCUGGGAGCAGGGCCUGGUACCAGCUGAUCCCCGGGGUCGGCUACUACCAGUUCAACGCCGCCGACACGUGGAUCCGGGCGCAGGAUGCGUGUGUGUCGCGGGACUCGGCACUGGCCGUGCCCACCACACCCGAGAAGCUGCGAGCUCUCGGAGAUGUGCUGGUGGGGCGCGGCAGCCGCUACGCCCAUGCUGGGUUCCACCAGCUCUUCCAGCCCGGGCAGUACCUCACCGUAUACGGCGAGCUGCUGAACGAGACAGGACCACUCACGUGGGAGAGGGGCGCCCCACUGCCUGGUCCUGCCUACAGCUGCGGGGCGGUGUCGAGCAGCGGCGAGCUGGCCGUGCUGGAGUGCGACGGGAAGCUGCCAUUCGUUUGCGAGAACGAGCUUUGGUCGGAGUAUGAGCACUUGGCCGGCGUGGGCUACUACAAGCUGUACACGAGCGGUGAGAACUGGGCGGACGCCAGGCGCCGCUGCGCCCAGGACGGCGCCCACCUGGCGGUGCUCGGCUCUGGAGCCGAGGCGGUGGCUCUUGGGAGGCUGCUGGCGCGCUUCCCCACGCUCAACAACACCGACCACGACAGCCGCGCGCUGCUGGGCUUCCACGCGCUUUACGCCACGACCCGCUCCCGUCGCCCCAGGCUGCGCACCGUGACGGGCCAGAUGCUGGACCAUGCUGGCUACACGAGGUGGAAGCGGGGUCAGCCCUUUCUGGGCACCUCCUGGCACUGCGGCGCUAUGACCCGGGACAUAGAGCUAGUGAUGGUGUCCUGCUCGCACAAGUAUGCCUUCAUAUGUGAGCACGAGCUGUGAGGAUGCCACAUCGUCGAUGCACUCCCAGAAGCACGUGGUGACUGAGCGCCCAGCACCAACGUUUUUGCUGUACACCAGCACUUCUGAUAACUAUCACAAUUUAUGUCAAUGCACUUGGGAUUCACAUAACAUGGACAUAAAUUAGAUUUUUUUGCAAAAAUCUUUAUAACCUAUAACUUUAGUACGUAAAAAAAUAACUUAGAAUCACACAAGCCAGAACCAUCAUAACUGAGAACAAUCAUAGCUCAGAAAUACAUGACUUAUGGCUGUCACAACAGAGGAACAUCGCAAAUUAGAAAAAUAUAACAAAGAAAUUGUUGUAUUCAUACAUUUAAAGUGCAGUUAAGUUUAAAAUGUUAUUUAUUUCUUAUUGAUGUGUUUGUUGAUUUAUAAGAAACAUUGGGUAUAUGGACAGUAAUUGUUUUAACUAGCUAUGCUUCUACUGUUGACCUACUCUAUAAUAUCAACUGAACAAGAUCAUCUUUCAAUAGCAAGACCCCUAUAGGUAGCAAUUGAACACUGUAACUGAACGAUGAAAUUAACUUAUUUAUAUUAA